Messenger RNA from Lathyrus oleraceus (garden pea), 810 nucleotides. RefSeq lists its product as uncharacterized. Lineage: Eukaryota; Viridiplantae; Streptophyta; Magnoliopsida; Fabales; Fabaceae. The transcript has a single exon. The record is from RefSeq and is a predicted model, not a curated record. The coding region runs from base 1 to 810 and encodes 269 amino acids.
AUGGAAGAAGACUUUAAUAUGUCCAAGCUAACCUUAGUGUUGGGACUUAAUACCAAUGAGUUGGUGGCCAAUUGGGCACCUAAGGGUGUUGUCAAAGGAUUCACAAGGAAAUGCUUUGAAGACCAUGCCUAUAAGUUGGUUAAAGAAGAAAAGUGGAAAUUAUGUGGUGCAGUCUUGACACUUUUAGUUCAUGGAAUUGUCUUAUUCCCAAACAUUGACAAUUUCGUAGAUCAUUUGGAAGUAGAGAUUUUCUUGGCUGGCAACCCAGUGCCUUUCCUGUUAGAAGAUUUCUACCAUACUUUCCAAACUAGGAAUGAAAAGAAAAGUGAGAAUUUCCUUUGUUACGCUUUGCUCCUUCACCUAUGGAUGAAAACCCGCAUGCCACAAAAAGAUCCAUUUGUCUCUAAAGGUCUCACAAAAGAGAGUGGGAAACUGAAAAAUGUCAUACUCAAAUAUAGAGGGUUCCCUAGUGUACCUUUGAUAGGGACACAUGGUUGCAUCAAUUAUAACCCCGUGUUACUCAAAAGAAAACUUGGGGAUGCAAUGGUUAGUCCUCCCGGAGAUAAAGACCUUGUGCCAUGCAUCAUUAAUGAUGUUGAUCCAUUUAAUCCAGCUGUAAGGAGAGUGAGAAGAGCUUGGACGAAGAUAAUCAGAAUUGGUCAAGAAUGGGGAAAGAAGAAUGUCAUAUCCAAAGAACCAUACAUCCAGUGGGUAAGAGAACAAGCUCAAAUUGUAAAGAAUUGGUUUGCUAAGAUGAUCAACAUGCAUGCUUAUGGACUGUUUGAAGUUUUGGUUCAAUGCUUUUUAUGA